This is a messenger RNA of Polypterus senegalus (gray bichir), 2622 nucleotides long. It is a transcript of the gene vamp8, whose product is annotated as vesicle-associated membrane protein 8 (endobrevin). Gene Ontology annotation, cellular component: plasma membrane; SNARE complex. The coding region runs from base 115 to 432 and encodes 105 amino acids. The transcript has 3 exons. The record is from RefSeq and is a predicted model, not a curated record. Gene Ontology annotation, biological process: vesicle fusion; vesicle-mediated transport; SNARE complex assembly. Lineage: Eukaryota; Metazoa; Chordata; Cladistia; Polypteriformes; Polypteridae. Gene Ontology annotation, molecular function: syntaxin binding; SNAP receptor activity.
AGGAAGUGAGGAGACUGUGAGAGAGACGGCGUCGGCGAGUGAGGCUGUUGCUGUUCGAGAAGUUAGAGAAGGCGAACGUGCAAGCAACAGUUUGGCGAGGAAGACUCUUCUAAUAUGGAGCGAAGAGCUGAAGAAGGCAUCUCAACAGGAGGCCCAGACAAGGUCCAAGCCCUCCAGAGCCAGGUUGAAGGGGUCAAGAACAUCAUGACCCAGAAUGUAGAUCGCAUUUUGGCUCGAGGAGAGAAGCUGGAUGAUCUGAUGAACAAGACAGAGGACCUACAAUCUAGUUCUGAGCACUUCAAGACAACGGCUAAGAAAGUAUCACGAAAAUACUGGUGGAAGAAUGUCAAGAUGAUUGUGCUGAUCUGUGUGAUUGUGGCCAUCAUCCUCACGCUGAUCAUCCUUUUAGCAACCGGUGUCAUCCACAGCUAGAAGCCCAAAGAAUGUUCAGCUUUGGACUCCAUGCCAGCAAUUUGUAUAUCUGAACUCUAACCUCUCUGAAACUGGAGAAGGUCCAUCUCCUGUACUGUGCACUCCAUUUGUAAUCCUGGCUACCUGCUGCUUUCCCAUGUGUCCCAAGUUGGUGGCUCAUUUCACUUCCACACAAAAUGCUUAGCUGUUCUUUACUGUACAUUUAGAGGCCCUGUUUUUAUUCUGUCAUGAAGGUGCAUACUUGUUUGAUAUUCUGCUCCAAUAGGUUUUGGUGGGCAGGAACGUUUUCGUUUUGGUUGAGCUGUGUAUUACAUGGGUGUUGGGCUCACAAGCCUUGAAAUGAAUGCCACCUUAUUUAAAUGGCUCUUGUUCAUAGUGUUAGCUUUUCAUCUGCAGGGUUUGCACAAACUUCAUUUUCAGUUUUAAAUGAUUCUUAAUUUAAAUGAAGCUUGCACUUUUUAUUCUUUUUCUAUCGAUGUCUCUGUAUGUGCCUCUUCCAUUUGAAAUUGUUCCCCUAAUAUUAAAAAAUUUUUGUCCUAUUAAGUGUUUCUUUUAACCAUGAACCAGUGCAUUCAGUACACUGAGACCCUUUUACGUCUAGUGUAGUUAACACUUUCAAAAUGAUAAACGGCAAACGGAAGUUGCAUGACUAAUAUGGGGUGCUGCCAUGGUGUUCAUUUCCUACUGGUGUGAUAGGAGAGGCUUUCACCAAAUAGUCAGUUGGCUUAAUUAGAUAUAGCCAUUUUAACUGUUCUUUUUUUCGAAGAAACUUAACUAAAGCCGUCAUUGGUGUGUUUCCUUUCUUUACUUGUUUGAGUAUGCACAUUUGUCUUAACAAUGCUAUGAUCUGCUGGAGUGUGCAGUGUUUAAUAAUUUGUUUGCUAUACUUUUCCAGGUUUUCAGAGAGGUCCUUUUUCUUGCACAUCCUUAGAUGGUGGUUUGUUGUUUUUUUUUUUUUUCUUCUCUCUUCCUUUCCAGCUUGAGCAGUAGUUGCCAAUAUUAUCCAGGUUUACAAAUGGUCAAAUUCCUUUUUUUUGAUACCGCCAUUCUUUUCAUAACCAUGUAUGUAUAAAUGCACAUCAUGCCUAAAUAUUGUAUGAUGUGAAUAAAAGUGAACAAACUUUUUUCCAGCAUAUGAGCAUUAAGAGCAACCACCAGUCCUUGUGAAAAAAGUUUAAACCAGAUUUGCAGCUUUUUUUUUUUUUUUAAAACUCCAUUUUUGGUAUAUCAAGCAAAUCUGUGUGGGCCAGUUUUUAUAAACACUCUAAAUGAAGGUCAUCUGUAAAUGUAUAUUUAUAUAUGUGUAUUUUUAUGUCAACCCUGUGGCCAUUUUCAAAUGAUGUUUACUGUGGCACUCUGUGUUUGGUACCUGAUUCAGGGGGAUCUUGCACAUGGAUGUUCCCUGCACCGCUAAUUUCUUAUCUUUUGUUAACGCUGAUUUAAAAAUCAAAGUGGGUAAGUCAAUCAAAUGACACUAUAGCUCCCUGCACCAUUCCAUCCAUCUGAAGUUUGUCUUUUGUAUGUGUUGGGAAUGUUGUGCAUUUUUAACCAAUCUUUAUUUAGACAUGUAAAUAAGUCGCUACCUAAAAAUAUAUAUAAGAUGAGAAAAUAUAUUUUGUCUCCAGUUCGCUAACUGCAUAAACUAUUAUAAUACAGACAAAACAAGACUGGUGUCAUCAUAGCAACUGUGGCACAAACAUUUGGCAGCAGAAUUUUUCACUUGUAUGCUUUAGCACUCUUUUUUUGAAAUGUAGAUACUAAUAUACACUUAUUUGUCUAAAAAUGACUGUUCAGUAAAUGUUUGGAAGCUAAUUUCAUUUUUCUGAAAAAUUGUUUUUUUCUUUAAAAUUAAUAUGGAAUUUUUCAGAUAUUGUCAUUACGCUGUCGCUUCCUCCACUAUUUGUCCAGUUGUGGAUUAGACGAAGCACCACACGCUAUUGUAAUCACACUUGGGUAAAGUGCAGGCCUUGUGUCAUGGAAAUGCUACUUAUGACUUUCGUUGCUAAGAUCUUGAUGACCGGUUUGCCAGCGGAGCCGUGAGUUGCCUUGAAGCUGAUAUCCUAUCCUUGUGAUGUUUUGUAUGUUUCCUCUUCCUGUUUUUGAUGGUUUGUUGCUGCAUUUAACACUGGUACACUUAUUUACUGUAGCUCAUUUAAAAUACAAAAGUGAAUAAAAUAAGUUAUAAUGUUG